Phytophthora nicotianae INRA-310 is the source of this 1395-nucleotide messenger RNA. RefSeq lists its product as hypothetical. The coding region runs from base 27 to 896 and encodes 289 amino acids. The record is from RefSeq and is a predicted model, not a curated record. NCBI's taxonomy places the organism in Eukaryota, Oomycota, Peronosporomycetes, Peronosporales, Peronosporaceae. The transcript is spliced from 2 exons.
AAAGCUUGCUUACAAAAACCAAGUCAAUGGAGACUCGAGUCACAAGUGACCAGCUCUUGGUGCCGCUCGAGAAGUUUGAGGCUAAUGACCAGCUCGCCGGAACGCAACGCAAGCGCGAGCACAACGUGGACGACGAAGACAAGGAUGCACAGAAGCGACGUACCGUGAGCAGGCAGUCGCGGCGCCACAACUGGCAGCCCAAGUACGAGAUGGAAUUCGGGCUCCUGGCCAUCGAGCGAGAUCCGGUCUCGAACGACGUGCUGUUGGCUAUGUGCGGCUUCUGCAAGGCCUUCGGGCGGGAGGGCAAAUACGACCAGCUGGUGCAGCAGGAUCAGGAGUCUGGAAACGAUACCAAGAAGCGGCGCAGACGUUCGCUAACCACCACCAAGUUCUUUCGUGCAUUCCGAGUCGACAACAUCCGAAGCCACUUGCAGGGCGCUCACCCACGGCGGUGGGCGGAAUAUGAGGCACUGCCCAAGCAGGAGAAUGCGAGAACUCGCUAUUUGCAGUUGCAGAGCGAUCUGCAGACGUACGACCAUCUCCCCAUGGUCGACGACGUGGUGCUCGGGGGCCCAGCGCUCAAUGCAGAAUCGGACAUGACCUAUGCUCAUGCACAUGCGCUCGCCCAAGCUUCGGCGAUUAGUGAAGCACAACAUGUGGCAGCACAGGCGGUACAUAAUGGACACACCUCGACUGGAUUCAGUGGAGGUAGUCAAAACAGCACGCAGAUGACGGCGUCCUUGGUGCGUUUGUUGAGUGUAUUCUGGUUUGAUCGCUGGUCUAACUGUGCUGUGGUUGGUGCGAUUGGUUGGUUUCGUUGGUGCUGUCAUGCUUCAGACUUACAAUGCUUCAGGUGUUGCUUCGAGCUCGGCGUCAGGAUCAGCCAGCACUCGUAAUGCGCACUUCGACUAUGAAAAACACUUGACGGAGCAGAUCGCGUUGGACCGUGAACGACUGGAAUUUGAGAAAAUGCGCUUUAAAAAGGAGGUCGAGCUACGCGAGCGUGAGCUGGCGCUUCGAGAGAAGCACAUGGAACAGCAGAUUGCUUUGCAAGAAAAAUUGUGUGAGGCAAGCCGCGAGAACGCACAGAUUGAGGGCGCCAAGUUCUAUCGCUUAGCCGAAGUUUUGCGAGAUGCGAUCACAGGAGCCCAAAACUCAUCGGAAGCGGCUUCUGUCGUGUAAUUACAGUACUGUCGGUAAACGUGUUGUUCCAGAAGCUCUAUACAGGUAUAAUUUGUCCGCAGGUUUUUUGUUGAGGGUAAUAUCAAGCAUGUGCAGUUUCCAGCCGAACCAGCUUGCUGGCCUAGCGUCUCUGUCUUAUGGUAUUGCGGAGAACGGGUUCAUGCACACAGCAACAACCAUUCGAGCAAAUAGAAAAUACUACUUCUUGGAAAC